AUGCAGAGAACAACAGUGUUGACAUGGGAAAAGGAGGUACUAAAGGAACAGCCCUUGGGUUGGGGUAGCUCUAGCAUUGGAGGGACCUUGCCUGUGCAUUCACCUGGCAGCAGCAGCAGGAGGGGCGGGAGGGGGUUUGCAGGGUCAGCUUUGCUGCUAGCAGGGCAGGAGGGAACACCAAGGAGAGUGAGAGGUGAAAGAUUGGCUGGAGCAGGAGGGGUAUCGGAGAGUUUUAGUGGGCUGGUGGGUAAAGGACUGGUGGGUGACGGAGGAGGAAGAGGCACAAAGCGGCCUCUUACUGCUGAAUUCGAUGCGGUUGAGGUGGGAAGUGAGGAGGGGGUUUCUCUGUCUACGGGAGGAGAAACAGGACAUUCAAAUGAUGAUGUUGCUGGGAGAAUGGGAGCAGAGGAGGAUCCAGCACAGGGGGGUCCCAGCACAAUGCCAGGCCAGGGGGGGGUUACAGGAGAGGAGGGGAGAGCGAGAGGAAGAGUGGGGGAGGAGCAGGGGACUGGUGAAGGGGAAGCAGGGAUAGUAGGGGCGGAAGGGGCAGCAGGGGGAGCGGCAGGGGCGGCAGGAGUAGCAGGGGCGGCAGUGGUUGGCGGUCGGUUGGAAGCUCUGUUAACGGAGUGGGAGGAUCUACGGCCUGUGAGGAUUCACCUGGAGAGCCUGAUUGCUGACUCGCGAUUGGCCGAGGCUCUUGAGCUGGCGGACACGUGGCUGCCUGAGGGGGCGCCAGAUCACCUGCUGUGUCUGCUCGUGGAGCAGGCUGAGGGCCCUGAUGGUGGUGCUGCUGCUGCUCACACGCACGCAGCAGGAGCAGCUGGAACACGGACAGUAGGAGCAGGAGCAGCGGCAGGAGGAGACAUGAUGCGGUUUCAGAAAGUGCCUGUGACUCAGGCGAGCGGGCUGCAGCAGAGCCCACGGAGUGGAGGAGUUGGGUUUGUGCGGAGUGAGGCAGGGGGUCGCACUGGCAGUGCUGGCAAGGCCGUGAGGAAGCCGGUGACAGCGGGUGACAGCUGGCGGUUCGUGAUUCGCGUGGCUGACGAAGAGCUUGCAGCAGCGCUAGCGCUCAGGUACCACCACAGCUGGCAACUGUCACACAUCCACACCGUAUUCAACACCUGCCUCUCACACCUCCCAGCGCACUCGGCCCUGCGGGCUCAGAUCCUCACCUGCAAGUCCUCUGUGGAUCAGUACACUCGCAUCCGCUCCAUCCUCAACGACAGAACCCUUGCCACGUGGCAGCAGGUUCGCUCUCUCUGCUUCCGCGAUCCCGAGUCCGUGUGUCGGCUGCUAGCCGCCAAGGGAGCGGUCAAGGAGGCUGUGUCACUAGCAGAAGCACAUUCUGCUGCUCCUGCACGGGCAUCAGGGGCAGCAGCAGCAGCAGCCGCAGGUACAGGUCUAGGUGGAGGAGUGGAGGCAGACACUGCUGCUGCUACAGCUGCUGCUACAGCUGCUGCCUCUGCUGCUGCUGCUGCUGCUGCUGCCAGUGCUGCAGGCGUGUCAUGGAAUGCAGCAGCUAAAAGAGGAGCAGCAGCAGGAGCAUUGCCAGCAGCUGGAGCAGAUCCAGUGGGGAGGGUGGGAGGGGCGUUACUAGCAGAGUUAAGGGGGCGCUAUCUGGCUGAGCUGAUGGGGGGGGAUCCCUUACAGGGUGACUCGGGACCAGCAGUGGGAAUGAGAUACCUGGAGAGACUGAUGAUGGAAGGGGCGAAGGGGCGUGAUAGCAAGCAAAUGGGUCUGGGCGAUGGGGUGGGCGUGAAUGGUGGCUCUGCUGCUGACACGCCAGAUGUCUCGCUGUUCCAGUCGCUAGCUUCGCUGUGUUCGAAGAGAUUCUCGGUGCUGAAAGGGCUGCUGGCGGUGGUGGUGGAGCAGGCUGGCGUGGCUCUGGCCAAGGAGAGCGUGCCACGUGGCACCAGCCUGCUGUCGCUGACUCAGACGGCCUUCUACUCGAAAGCCUACCUCAAAGCACUCACCAUCGUGAGAGACAUGCUCCUGGCAUACCAGACGCAGCUUGCCAAGCUUUUGAGGCGCCUCAGAAAGUCUGUUCUCACUUCUGCUGCUUUCUCUGUUCCUUCCCUUCACCUACAGGCACUCACCAUCGUGAGAGACAUGCUCCUGGCAUACCAGACGCAGCUUGCCAAACCCGGACCUGCCACCCGAAGCACAGGCUCACCACGCGAACCGCCAGGCCAGGUUCGUUCGAGAGGUUCGCCGCAGGUUCGGGCGCGAGAUCCUGCGCAGGUUCGGAUGCAGCUGAAGUCUCUGAAGCAGCUGCUGGUUCGGGCAGAGGCGUGGAUCGCACGGGUGCAGCUGCUGAGAAGAUUCCUGGCGGACAAUGUGGGGGUGGGAAUUGACGAGCUUGGUGGGGGUGACCCUGACUUCCAGCCUGGCUCUCCUGGGUUGUUUGCGUCUUUGUACUUUCACUCAGUGAUGGGAGGAGGAGAGGAGAGGGGUGUGGCAGUAGGACGGGGAGGAGGAGGGGAAUCAAGGGCAGGAGGGGGAGCAGCGGGAGGGGAUAUGGCUUGGAGUGUUGAGAUACAACAGCGGAACAGGGAGCAACAGAACCAGCAGCAGUCGCAGCAACAGCGGCGGCAACAGCAGCAGCAGCAGCAGCAGCAGCAACCAAGGUCGAUGCACCAGCAACAACAGCACCGGCACAGCUCGGUGCAGGCCCGGCUGCAUCCCGAAGCAGAAGCAGAGGCUCGGGAGGCGUCCCUAUCAGCGACCCUGGCACUCAGGGACGGGUUGGUGAAGGAGGAGUGUUAUGAGCUGGCAGCUGCUCUGUGUGACACGUGUCAUCAUGUGGACCCGUGUCCUGUGUACAAGGCAUGGGCAAUGUCCCUCAUUCGAGUGAAGAACUACUCCCAGGCCCGGCAUAUUCUAGAUCUUUUCUGUUCUUCCUUGUUCCCCUCCACUCUCCCCCCCUCCUCUCAGCUUCUAGCCAAAGACUAUGUGGCAGCAGGGCUGUGCAGUAUCCAGCUCAUCCUCUUUCUCAUCCCAGUGUUUACCUCCCUUCUCCCUCUCCACCCUCACCCCCUCCACCCGCACCUGCUCUGCUCUCUCCAUCAGCUGCUAGCCAGGGAUUACGUGGCAGCAGGGCUGUGCAGCAUCCAGCUCUUCCUUGUCGAUUCCACUGCUCGCUUCCUUCUUCUUCUCCCUGCGCUCUCACCCCUCCCUUUCCCACUCUCCCGCAUUCUCCUCUCACUCUCUCAGCUGCUAGCAAAAGACUACGUGGCAGCAGGGCUGUGCAGCAUCCAGCUCUUCCUUGUCGAUUCCACUGCUCGCUUCCUUCUUCUUCUCCCUGCGCUCUCACCCCUCCCUUUCCCACUCUCCCGCAUUCUCCUCUCACUCUCUCAGCUGCUAGCAAAAGACUACGUGGCAGCAGGGCUGUGCAGCAUCCAGCUCUUCCUCUACUCCCCCGAUCUUCGCACCGCAGCAACGCACCUGCAGCAGGCACAGGUGGGUGGGACAAGGCAUGGCAGGGACAGCAGCGCCGUGUCUCUCGUGGAAGCAGCAAGGAAGGCCCCUUGGAGCGUGGCGCUGUUUGGUGCUCCCAGCGAUGGCCGAACCAACAAGCGCCGUGUGGAGGUGACCGAAUUCCUGGUCGAGAAAGAGUUUGACCUGGCCCUGGAGGUGAUAAACUUCCUGCACCUGCCAGCCGUGCAAAUCUACGCCAGCGUGGCAGCGUCGCUGGCGGAGAAGCAGCAGCACCGCGUUCUGUUUGAAGGGCUCAUGGACCGGAUCAAAUACAUGCUGCCACCCGCUGACAUGGAUGAGGUGAUUGGAGCAGCAGUGAUGGUCUACACCCACACCGCUGUCAAGCUCUCUACUCUCUCCCUGACCUUCACCGGGCGGCAAGACAUGUCCCGAUCUGUGAAGCUGCCCAAGGAGCAGAUCGACCGACUCAUCCACAUGCUGUCAGACGAGCACAAGAAGGUUCUCUUCAACGUGGCAUGUCGCAGGUUGCGUCUGGCCUUUCAGAUCGCUACGGGGCACUUCCAGCCUCAAACCAUCAGUGCUUCAACUCCUGCUGCUGCCAGUGCUAGCACCACUAGCACUGGCAGCAGCAGCAGCAGCAGCAGUGGGGGUGGGUUAGGGUCGGUGUACCCGCUACAGAGUCGCAUCAACGAUGUGAUUUUCAUCAUGCAUGAGGCUCGGAACGCACCCAAGGUCCGGGAGCUGUGUCGUGAAUGGCUGGCGGCUCGGGGCAUUAUGAUUGAGAAUGUGGAGAAGCACUCACAGGCUCAUUUGUUACCUCACCAGGCAUGGCCUCUUGGACACGGGACACAGCAGCCGCAUGCCCUGCGUCAGUAG
Molecule: messenger RNA, 4314 nt
Organism: Closterium sp. Yama58-4
Lineage: Eukaryota; Viridiplantae; Streptophyta; Zygnematophyceae; Desmidiales; Closteriaceae
Source: the annotation of a GenBank genome assembly